Carassius auratus (goldfish) is the source of this 1929-nucleotide messenger RNA. Its product is annotated as sodium- and chloride-dependent GABA transporter 2-like. Bases 82 to 1929 code for a protein of 615 amino acids. The record is from RefSeq and is a predicted model, not a curated record. Lineage: Eukaryota; Metazoa; Chordata; Actinopteri; Cypriniformes; Cyprinidae. Gene Ontology annotation, molecular function: gamma-aminobutyric acid:sodium:chloride symporter activity. Gene Ontology annotation, cellular component: cell projection; plasma membrane. Gene Ontology annotation, biological process: sodium ion transmembrane transport; nitrogen compound transport; amino acid transport. The transcript has 15 exons.
AAAACCUUUUCAUUAAAGAGAAAAACCGGAGAAUAUUCAGGACACUUGCUGACACUGCUGCUGGCUCCCUGCAACAUCCCAAUGAAAGGAGAGAGAGAGAUCACGACCAAGAUGGACCCGUCUAACGGGCUGGACCGGCCGCUGGACAGCGUCCCGCACACCGAGGUGAAGAUGAAGGACAGGGGACAGUGGAGCAACAAGCUGGAGUUUGUGCUGUCUGUGGCCGGAGAGAUCAUCGGAUUGGGAAACGUGUGGCGCUUCCCGUACCUCUGCUACAAGAACGGAGGAGGUGCAUUUUUCAUUCCCUACCUGAUCUUCCUCUUCACCUGCGGUAUUCCCGUGUUUUUCCUGGAGAUUUCUCUGGGUCAGUUCACCAGCGAGGGAGGAAUCACAUGCUGGAGGAAGAUCAGCCCGCUGUUUGAAGGGAUCGGAUACGCCACUCAGGUCAUCGUGGCUCUGCUGAACUUCUACUAUAUAAUCGUUUUGGCCUGGGGAAUAUUUUACCUGUCCUUCUCCUUCUCCUGGAUCCUGCCGUGGUCCUCCUGCAACAACACCUGGAACACAGAAUCCUGCAUAGAAUUCCAAAGACGGAAUGAAUCCAUUGACCAAAGUCACCUAGAGAAUGCAACAUCACCCGUGAUCGAGUUUUGGGAACGCAGAGUUUUGCGGAUCUCAUCUGGGAUUGAGGAGAUAGGAACGCUGCACUGGGAUCUGGUCCUCUGUCUGUUGCUGGCCUGGGUUCUCUGUUAUUUCUGCAUUUGGAAAGGCGUCAAAUCCACCGGCAAGGUGGUGUACUUCACUGCGACCUUCCCAUAUGUUAUGCUGCUGAUUUUACUGAUCCGAGGGGUAACCCUGCCAGGAGCAUCCCGUGGGAUCAAGUACUACCUUUAUCCCGACCUGGGGCGAUUAGCAGACCCGCAGGUGUGGAUGGACGCAGGCACGCAGAUCUUCUUCUCGUAUGCCAUCUGUUUAGGUUGCCUCACUGCACUCGGAAGCUACAAUAAAUACAACAACAACUGCUACAGGGAUUCUCUGGCCCUGUGUUUCUUAAACAGUGGAACCAGUUUUGUCGCAGGUUUUGCCAUCUUCUCGAUUCUCGGCUUCAUGUCUUACGAACAGAACGUCCCGAUCUCAGAAGUGGCCGAGUCUGGUCCUGGUUUGGCGUUCAUUGCGUAUCCGCGAGCAGUGUCCAUGAUGCCCGUCUCUCCGCUGUGGGCCUGUUUCUUCUUCAUCAUGAUUGUUCUGCUGGGCUUGGACAGUCAGUUCGUGUGUGUGGAGAGUCUGGUCACAGCUACGGUGGACAUGUACCCCACUUUCUUUCGUCGGAAGAACCGCAGAGAGCUGCUGAUCCUCGUCGUGGCCGUCGUGUCCUUCCUCGUGGGUCUCAUCAUGCUCACAGAGGGUGGAAUGUAUGUCUUCCAGCUGUUUGAUUACUACGCUGCCAGUGGGAUGUGUUUGCUGUUCGUUGCUAUUUUUGAGACGGUGUGCAUCGCUUGGAUAUACGGUGCUAAUCGGUUCUAUGACAAUAUCGAGGACAUGAUUGGUUACCGUCCCGGGCCGUAUAUUAAAUACUGCUGGCUCUUUUUCACCCCAGCCACGUGUUUUGGUACGUUUGCGUUCUCGCUGAUCAAGUACACUCCUCUGAAGUAUAAUAACGAGUAUGUGUACCCGUGGUGGGGGUACGCUCUGGGCUGGCUCCUGGCGCUCUCCUCCAUGCUCUGCAUCCCGCUCUGGGUCGUUUCUAAACUGAGCACAGCCAAAGGUUCACUGAGAGAGCGUUUCCAGAAGCUCAUCACUCCCUCGCAGGACCUGCCCAAAACCAGACGAGAGCAGGAGAAGCUUCAGGCCAUCUUCACAGCCGACGGGGACGCUCUGCGCUCCACCAAAGAUGGGUACAUCCCUGUCAGCGAGAAGGAGUCGCACUGUUAG